AUGAGCGAAGGAUCAACGGAGACGCCUCAAGUCAAACCGGCCGACACUUAUCAGAUUGAUAGCGACGAGUAUGAUUCCGACCAAGCCCGCGAUGAGCUCUCCGAGGUCGAGUACGAUAAGCUGGUAGAAGAAGCGGAGAACGGGUACAACUCGGAAGAAAUGGAUGACUUCACGCACCAAUUGAAGGAGACGGGUAUUGUCAAUUUUUUGAGGAGCUAUCUAGUUCCAGACGCUUCGGGAGAAAUGCGGUCGCUUAGAAAGUUACUGCUCGGAUUUGGGAUCAUCCCUCCGCUCCCACUCUGCACUCCUUCCACCUCUAAUCUCGCCUUGCUCCCGUUUGCCAAAGUUACCCUCUCUCGCAUCCUACGCCGCCGGUCACGCCUCCCCGACCUGUUCUCGCUAUCUGACGCGCUCGACUUGCUAAAGAACGCAAAGAAGAUCAUCGUCCUCUCUGGCGCGGGUAUCUCCACAAGCUGUGGCAUACCAGAUUUCAGAAGCAGUACCGGUCUUUAUGCGCAGUUGCAGAACGAGGGCAAGUAUGAGCUGGAUGAUCCCCAGCAAAUGUUUGAUAUCCGGUACUUUAGAGAAAAGCCGGAAGUGUUCUACUCAUUUGCCAAGCAAAUUUACCCAAGCAACUUUGUGCCGAGUCCUUGUCAUAGAUGGAUAAAGAUGCUGGAAGACCGUGGUGUGCUUCUGAGGAACUACACCCAAAACAUAGACACGUUAGAGAGCCUUGCGGGUGUCAGCAAGGUUCUGCAAUGCCACGGCUCAUUCAAGACUGCCUCCUGUCUACGCUGCAAAACCCGGCAUCCCGGACGCUUCAUUGAGCCUCACAUCAUGGCCCAGACAAUACCAUAUUGCGAGCCAUGUAAGGCGCAGUGUGCCCAAGAACAUGCGGUCAGGAAGACGUAUAAGGAGCAGCUGAAGAAGCUGAAGGCGAAAGCGAAUGGAAAGGGGAAGGGGAAGGCGAGUGCGUGGGAGCAGGAAGAGAGUGGGGAUGAGAGUGGGGAUGAGUGGGGCGGCGGGGAGCCAGGUAUCAUCAAACCGGAUAUCACAUUCUUCGGCCAAGCUUUGGAUUCAGAGUUUGACGAGUGUUUGUUUAAAGAUAGAGAGGAGGUGGAUUUGUUGGUGGUGAUUGGGACGAGCUUGAAGGUGGCGCCUGUGAGCGAGGUCUUGACGCAUAUACCGCACUCGGUGCCUCAGAUAUUCAUCAACCUUACGCCGGCAUACCACGUCCAGCCAGACAUCUCCUUACUGGGAGAUGCAGACAGCAUCGUCACAUACAUCUCGGACCGACUCGGCUGGUCCAUCCCAUCCCCCUCCGCAUUGCCUGCUCCCAAAUCUGAAGCAGAGGAUGCCAAACGUCGAGUCGAACGCGAAUCACCGACACCGGGCCAGAAGGACGAGGAAAAGAUGAAAAAAGCCAGCCAUGUUUCGAUACCGCCGGAAGAGGCAGAGUGGCUAGAAGUUGAUGACGAACGUCAUUUCCAUCUGUUACGACGCAAGGGCGAUCCACUCCUGACAAGACCGCUAGUAGACGUGUCCGACGAAGAUCCCUCUACCUCCCCUUCCGUCCAGGCCGAAACCAACGGCCCAUCCAGCGUUCCGCCCAGUGUACCCACCAGUGUACCCACCAGUGUACCUUUCAGCCAGGCAGCGGCAGAAGACGCAAUCAUGUCUUCUUUGGGGCACGUUCCUACCGCAUUGGGGAACGACAUUGAGGAAGGAUAUGCGUCGGAUGAAGAAAGUGAGGGGGAGGAGCGGCCUGUGAAGAAGAUGAAGAGGCAGGAGAGUGAUUGA
Molecule: messenger RNA, 1800 nt
Organism: Cryptococcus wingfieldii CBS 7118
Lineage: Eukaryota; Fungi; Basidiomycota; Tremellomycetes; Tremellales; Cryptococcaceae
Product: NAD-dependent histone deacetylase SIR2
Exons: 10
Coding region: 1-1800 (599 amino acids)
Molecular function (GO): NAD+ binding
Source: RefSeq, a predicted model, not a curated record